AUGUCGGGUUCCGGAGAAAGAAAAUCUCUGGCUUGGCAGUAUUUUGUGGACUUGAAGAAUAAUAAAGCGAAAUGUAAUUUUUGCAACAAGAUCAUCUCGUACAAAGGCGGUGGCCCAUAUAACCUUAUUCGGCAUACCAAAAGUCAGCACCCUCUGGUAUUCACGGCAAUCACGGAGAGAGACGAGACCGCGACAAACCCGCCUUCCACUUCUACAGCUGCACCCUUUUCAGCUCCUAUAAGCAACUCAGUGAGCACGUCAGCCGUGUCAGCGAGCCAGCCUGAGUCAACUGAGCCAACGCCAGGUCCUUCAUCCGCCAUAUUUCAGCAUACUCAGCAGUCUCAGCACAGCCACGUACCAGCUACCAACAGUCGCCUUCCGGCUCAAAAAAUAACCGACUACUUACCGAAACCCCUUACAAGCAAGAAAACUGAAACAGUAAAUAAACACUUAGUAAAAUUAUUUGCAAAAAAUUACCUGCCGUUUUCUCUUGUCGAGUCCCCGGAAUUCAAAGAUUUUGUCAGAGAACUGAAUCCUAACUAUAAACUGCCGUCGCGAAAGACCCUGUCGAAUGUACUGGUUGAGAAAUAUUAUAAUAUAACCAAAGAAAGAAUCAAGGCUGAGUUGGCUGAAUCCGAUCAUGUCGCAUUGACUACAGAUGGGUGGUCUUCAGAUCCCAAUGAUAAUUACAUAAGUGUAACCGCACAUUUUAUCAACCAGGAAGCCGAUUUAAAGGCAUACGCAUUAGAAUGUGCCCAGUAUUCCGACCGACACACAGCUGAAAACUUGGCGCAACAAUUAAAAAAAAUUUGCGACGACUGGGAGAUUUCGCAUAAAAUUGUUUCCGUUUCGACUGAUAACGCCAACAACGUCAAAGCUGCGGUAAGGCUUAACAAGUGGAAACAGGUGUCAUGUUUUGCCCACACACUGAACCUUGUACAAACAGCUACAGACGAAAUAAAGCCCACUCACCAAAAGGUGAAGCGUGUAGUGGAGCUAUUUAAACGCAGCCCUUUGGCGUGCGAAAGGCUAAGAACUAUGCAGCAAAAUUUGGGAGAGCCUCAACUAAAAGUUAAACAAGAUGUCGUCACCCGGUGGAACUCCACGUUCGAUAUGUUUGAGCGCGUCUUAGCAAUUAAAAACAGUCUGCAGACGACGCUCAACAUACAUUACCCGGACGUGGAUGGUCUGUCGAGUGACGACCUGGAAGUCUUAAAAGGGGCAACUGGAAUCCUCGGAUAUUUCAAGGCCGUUACGGAGGAGAUGAGUUCGGAGAGGAGUGUCACAAUUUCGGAGGUAAUACAAAUAUGA
Cydia fagiglandana is the source of this 1311-nucleotide messenger RNA. RefSeq names its product E3 SUMO-protein ligase ZBED1-like. The transcript has a single exon. Gene Ontology annotation, molecular function: DNA binding. Bases 1 to 1311 code for a protein of 436 amino acids. The record is from RefSeq and is a predicted model, not a curated record. Lineage: Eukaryota; Metazoa; Arthropoda; Insecta; Lepidoptera; Tortricidae.